Molecule: messenger RNA, 378 nt
Organism: Staurois parvus
Lineage: Eukaryota; Metazoa; Chordata; Amphibia; Anura; Ranidae
Source: the annotation of a GenBank genome assembly
GUGCACUGUGUCCCUCGGACACAGCGGAUCACCGAUCACGGAAAGAGCCGAAGAUGUUGGCUCGGUCAUGUGAUCAGCUGUGUCCAAUCACAGCUGAUCACUGAACAUCAGGGCACUGAUGAUCAGUGUAGCCCCAGCAGUGCCACCUGUCAGUGUCCAUCAGUGCCACAUGCCAGUGCCCAUCAGUGCCACAUAUCAGUGCAUACCAGUGCACAUCAAUGCCACAUAUCAGUGCCCAUCUGAGCUGCCUUUCAGUGUCACCCAUCAGUGCCAGUCAGUGCCCCCUAUCAAUGCCAAUCAGCGCCACCUAACAGUGCUGUCAAUCAGUGCCACCUAUUAGUGCCAGUCAGUGCCGCCUAUCAGUGUCAUGUAUCAGUG